AUCUUAAAAGCUCACAAGAAAGUAACCAAUUUUUAAUUGAGAUUAAUGAAGAAUUUGAUCGUAAAAAUAACAAACUGAAAGAAGACCUUAAUAAGUAUCAAUCAGCUGAAUUCUUGAAAGAUCUAUAUGAGAGCUUGAACUUUGAAAGUUCUGAGAGUAGUUCUGAUGAAAGCUCAGAAAGUAGUUUAGAUGAAAAAGACAAAGAAGUGAAUGAAUGA
This is a messenger RNA of Funneliformis caledonium, 218 nucleotides long. Lineage: Eukaryota; Fungi; Glomeromycota; Glomeromycetes; Glomerales; Glomeraceae. The record is from the annotation of a GenBank genome assembly.